Rubroshorea leprosula is the source of this 876-nucleotide messenger RNA. The record is from the annotation of a GenBank genome assembly. Lineage: Eukaryota; Viridiplantae; Streptophyta; Magnoliopsida; Malvales; Dipterocarpaceae.
AGAAGUUCCAAACAGAGAAAAAUCAUCGCCAUUUUCUAAGAAAUCUGAGAUUUUGCCGAACAAGAGAGAGCGAUUCCGCUUCGAAUUUCAAGAAAAUUCAGGUUGUUGACGACGUAGAUUGGCUGAUCAAACACUAAAUAAUAGCACUUUAAAUCUGCCUACAGACUGCUUCAAUGGCAUCGCUUACUCAAGACCAGGAUUUGAAUGUUCACUUCAAUGGAGCUUCAGCUGGAGGAAAGACUAAUGUCUCUAAAGCACCAAGAAAAGGAGGGCUUAGUGGAAGGAAGCCACUCGGUGAUUUGUCCAAUUCAGUAAAAGCAACUCCAUAUCAGGCAACAAGAAUACAGAAGUCUAACAUUUUCUCCUUCACUGAGAAAGAGAUUGGUGCCUCUGGCAUCUCACAAGGUGCCAGCAAGAAGAGCAUUCCAAAAGCUUCAGAGAAAGUGCAAAAAUCCACUGGUAGAAAGGCACUUUCUGACAUUUCAAACUCCAGCAAGCUCCACCUGCAUGAGGCAUCAAAGAAGAAUCAAACCACAAAGCUAAGCACUGUUUCUGAGGAACAAAGUCCACAUUGUUCCAUUGCUGAUGAAAGUUUUUUGCACGAUCAUCAAGAAUGCAUAAAGGCACAGAGCAAAGAUAUCGGUAUGGCUGAAUUUCUACACAUAGUUGGACUAGAUAAUGGUAAGGAAAUUUCAUAUUUAUGAUUAAGGGUAAUGGAUUUUCCAAAAAUGAAUACUGAUGAUUUUGUAUUGCAGUCAAAGAGUCAGCCAAAAUACUUGGAGUUGGAAGAGGUAGCUGACCUUCUGAUUGAAAGUCCAUCUCCUCUAAAGGAAGAUAAGCUUGAUUCUCCUCCUGCUAAAACUCCAAAGCCAAUGA